AUGUCAGUCCUUCGGGUUACCAAUCGCCGCGGCCUUUUGGCCCUACGCCAAGUCAUCGCGCGCAACACAUUCAACUCCCGAGUUCCUCAGGUUUUGCAAAGGAGCACAUUUGCAACCCAGGGUUAUGGGGACAGCGAGGGAGGCCAAGUGAGCUCCAAUCCCAAGGAUCAGACCCCUAAUUCGCAAGCAACACACGAUGCGGAGCACCCAGGCCCGACACCCCCGGCCGGCAAAGCGAAGCAGAACGAUACGGGCAUGAAAACCCCAGAGGAUGCGAGCGCCCAAUCCGGCGGGUCAAGGUCCAAGGAUGCUAUUGAGAAAGGAAAGAGCCCAACUGCUGGGCACCUUGGGGGCAAGGAAUGA
Fusarium sp. VM40 is the source of this 363-nucleotide messenger RNA. NCBI's taxonomy places the organism in Eukaryota, Fungi, Ascomycota, Sordariomycetes, Hypocreales, Nectriaceae. The record is from the annotation of a GenBank genome assembly.